AGGAGUGCUUCAGCAACAUAAAUGGGAAAAUGCGAUGACAAUUGAUAAGGUUUCGUGGGGCUUCAGAAGGAAUGCUGUGCUGUCAGACUAUUUUACCAUUCUGGAACUACUUUCUGAACUAGUUUCCACCGUCAGCUGUGGAGGCAAUCUCCUCAUGAACAUUGGUCCGACAAAGGAGGGAACCAUAGCGCCUAUAUUCCAAGAGCGUCUUCUACAAAUGGGUCAAUGGCUAUCAGUUAACGGAGAGUCUAUCUAUGGAACCACACCUCAUAAAAUUCAAAAUGACACCACUUCUGAUGGUGUGUGGUACACCAGAAAGGACGGCGCAGUGUACGCCAUAGCUUUAUUCUGGCCGAAAGAUAAUACUUUGGUUCUAGGUGGCAUUAUGGAUAUUUUCAAAAUCGUUGAACCUGAAAUAACUUUGUUGGGAAAUGAAGAAGACGGGCCGUUGAAGUGGACUCUGGACCGAAACCAUGUGAUGAUUAGAUUUCCGGAUAAAUCCAUUGUGAAAAGCGAAUGGGCCUAUGUUUUAAAAAUAACACCAGUAUCUGCUAAUGACAUUUUUUGAAGUAUUUGUUAGAAGCUACCCGGACAUUUGAUGAAAUCAUCAAUGAGGAUUUACUGGUUAGCAAAUCUCAUCUUGCACUUCACUGGCUUGGGUUGAUUUUAUCAUUAUUAUAUAAAUCUCAAACCGACAAAAUUUUCUUUUUCCAACAUAACCAAUAAAUUUGGUCAUUUAACAUCA
This is a messenger RNA of Leptinotarsa decemlineata (Colorado potato beetle), 745 nucleotides long. RefSeq names its product plasma alpha-L-fucosidase-like. The record is from RefSeq and is a predicted model, not a curated record. Gene Ontology annotation, molecular function: alpha-L-fucosidase activity. Gene Ontology annotation, biological process: glycoside catabolic process; fucose metabolic process. NCBI's taxonomy places the organism in Eukaryota, Metazoa, Arthropoda, Insecta, Coleoptera, Chrysomelidae. Gene Ontology annotation, cellular component: lysosome.